This is a messenger RNA of Aspergillus melleus, 660 nucleotides long. RefSeq lists its product as uncharacterized. Gene Ontology annotation, molecular function: nucleic acid binding. The record is from RefSeq and is a predicted model, not a curated record. The transcript has 2 exons. The coding region runs from base 1 to 660 and encodes 219 amino acids. NCBI's taxonomy places the organism in Eukaryota, Fungi, Ascomycota, Eurotiomycetes, Eurotiales, Aspergillaceae.
AUGCCGUAUUAUUUGGCACCCCUUUGGGACGUCCAUUAUGCGCACAUGGAUCGCACGUCGUCCAACCAGACGACCAAGGGCACCAGAAACGAGAUCUAUCACAUUCCCAAAGAGCUUCGCUCGAAGUUAAAGCACGCGCGCGCCGCACGAGGGAUGCUUCAAGACCUGGAGGAAGAUAUCAGACAGUUCAUUCAGCGAUGGAAUGAAAAGCAACGUCUGGUUCGCAAGGAGGGGUUGGCAGAUGCCCCUCAAACCUCCGAUGAGGACUCCGAGGACGAAAUUGUCUUUGUAGGACGAAACGGACAAAUGCACGAUUCGCCCGCGCGUAAGCAGAAGCUGCAGCAAAUGAGUCAGGCUAUGAUUGCUCAUAAUGAGCGCGAUGGCGAGAAGAUGGUGUUUGAGAGCUUGGCCGAUGACAGAGCUGCUGCUUUCGGUCGCUGGCUUGUUCAUUCUAUUGCAUCUUAUUAUGGGUUACAUACUUGGUCUGUCACGGUGGGUGAGCCUGCUCGCCGUGAGGCAUACGUCGGAUUUCAUCCCCCAACCGGUGGCAGUCGCGCAACCGGGCUGUUCGGGGAUUCCACUGGCUCGGGAACGUGCCGCCGUGAAGCUCUGAAUCAAACCGAGGAUGAGCUUCCUCGACCACUGUGGGCACAGGUAUAA